This is a messenger RNA of Meleagris gallopavo (turkey), 727 nucleotides long. NCBI's taxonomy places the organism in Eukaryota, Metazoa, Chordata, Aves, Galliformes, Phasianidae. The record is from RefSeq and is a predicted model, not a curated record.
CUGUAAAAAAAAAAGCAGCAGAAGUUUAUUUAGUUGGGAUGAUUUGAAGUGAAGGGGUGAGUAUUGGCAAGAUUUCAUUCAAGUGAGCUUUAACAAGAUGCUGUUUUGCAUUUUGUUCUUUCAGAAGAGUGUUUUGAACAAGUGGUGCAUCAUAAUGCCUGUGUCAGUGUUCCCUUUUAGAAUGACAGUGACCUUGGUGACUUAAAACUGCUUUUUCUGAGAAGAAGCCGUAUGCACAUUAGUGGCUUAGGUGUUGACUCCUUGGAGCCCUUCAAACCAGCUGUUAGAUGUUCGUUUGCUUUAGGAGGAGCGCUUGGUGGACUGCUUGGUGCCUGGAUGACCAGUGGACAGUUCAAGCCAGUCCCUGAGAUUUUAAUGGAGCUACCUCCUGCCGAGCAGCAGAAACUCUGCAAUGAAGCCAUCGCAAUAGUCAGGAAUCUAGACUGGAUUGAUAUUUUUCAGCUGACUGUACUUGUCAUGGGAAGUGGUGACCUUAAGUUUCUGCUGGCAAGAGCUGUCGAAAGGUUCUUAGUCAGAGAGCUAAGUGCAGAGAUAAAGUAUGAAGAGUAAACCUUUUGGGGCCUGGUUUCUAGAUUUUGUUGAAUUUUACUUUGACAACUGUGAUUCUCUGAUGCAGCAAUUAGUAGGAUUAGGAUUGUCACUGUAGCUUUCAUUUCUCAUCUGAUUCUGAAUAUUCUGUUUCCAUUUAAAAAAAAAAUCCUAAAAA